ACCCCGAGAUCCCGCCUCUCCCCGCAGGCCUUCAUGAGCAGCUUCUCCCGGGCUCUGGCGAUGGAAUAUCAGGCUUCGGGAGUCAUCGUGCAGACCGUCACCCCUCUGGUCGUCUCCUCCAACCUCUCUGGGGUCCCCCCUGUGAGACUCCUGGUGAAGUCGCCCGACGACUUUGUGCGAGAGGCCCUGGACACGGUGGGCGUCUCUGACCACACCUCGGGGUGCCUCCUGCACUUUGUCCAGAGCCUGCUGCUGCGGCCCAUCUACGCGCUCAGCGUCCUUCUGCUCCAGGCCGCCCUGCUCUGGAAGUCUCUGCUGGCGCCCCUCCGCCGGCCAUUCGGGAGAGCCUGAGGAAGCCCCGGGGAGGGGGAGGGGCCCUGGCGGGGG
Messenger RNA from Gracilinanus agilis (Agile Gracile Mouse Opossum), 387 nucleotides. Its product is annotated as testosterone 17-beta-dehydrogenase 3-like. The transcript has 3 exons. Bases 34 to 351 code for a protein of 105 amino acids. Gene Ontology annotation, molecular function: oxidoreductase activity. Gene Ontology annotation, cellular component: endoplasmic reticulum. The record is from RefSeq and is a predicted model, not a curated record. NCBI's taxonomy places the organism in Eukaryota, Metazoa, Chordata, Mammalia, Didelphimorphia, Didelphidae.